Marchantia polymorpha subsp. ruderalis is the source of this 1970-nucleotide messenger RNA. The record is from the annotation of a GenBank genome assembly. NCBI's taxonomy places the organism in Eukaryota, Viridiplantae, Streptophyta, Marchantiopsida, Marchantiales, Marchantiaceae.
CAACAAAGUUGGCACAGACGAUGAUCUGCUCGUGUACACAACAUUGAGCAAACAGGGACAAUGAUGUCAGCACCAGUUUGCUCCUCGAUAAUGCUUCCCCCUCGCUGUGCAUGAUGGAAGCCAUCGGCGUUUUUCCGCGUUUGCCUUCGAACAUGGCCCUGCACGUCCUCCCUUUGACGGGCGACUGGCAAGAGCAAUGCUGCGGCCAGGGCUUCCCAGUUCAGUAUAGAAGCAAUCAUUCUUCGCAGCAAUGAUCAUCUGAAUCCGUUUCCUCUCAGGAAAGAGAGGAAGAGAGGAAGAAACUCUGCACUUCUCUGAAUUUUGCAAUCUCAACACUUUCUAGAACAAGAUCUCCUCACAGCUGACAGAGUGAGGGAGAGAAGCUGAAGCUGUAGCUGCAGCUACGAAUCAACCAAGAGGCUUCCCACAUCAACCUUGGAUGCAGGUGAACAUGGCAACGACGAAGUUUUGUUUCUGUGCUGCUGUGUUGCUGAUCCAAUUCGCCACUGCAAGAGCUGACGGUCAGUGGAAUAAUCCCGGUGGGUGGUCCAAGCCGAAUGAUCCCAAGUGGGGACCUCAGGUGCCACCCCCAUUCUGGAAGGACUUCUACUUGACCUUUGGCCAACAUGUUGUCAAGUAUCCUGGAACCCCGACUGGUGAAGUUGGUCAUGAGGUGGAGCUCGGCCUCGACAAGACUUCGGGAUCUGGAUUUCGGUCCAAGUAUCCUUACUUGUUCGGCCGUCUGUCCAUGAAUCUCAAGCUUGCAGGAGGCAACUCUGCAGGAACUGUCACUUCCUUCUAUCUGGCCUCGGUUUUCAAGCACUGGUGUGAGCUAGAUUUCGAGUUCUUGGGUAAUGUGACCGGCGAGCCAUACAUCCUGCAGACAAAUGUCUUCGCUGAAGGGAAAGGAGACCGAGAGCAGCGCAUCUUUUUGUGGUUCGAUCCGACUACAGAUUUCCAUAACUACGGAGUUCUGUGGAACCAGGACCUGAUCUUGUUCCUGGUGGAUGAUAAGGUCAUCCGAGUUUUCCACAACAGCAAGGAUCUAGGACUCCCUUACCUCGAGUACCAGCCGAUGUACAUCUACUCCAGCAUUUGGAACGGCGAGGCUUGGGCUACUCGUGGAGGUCGGGACAAGUGCGACUGGAGUAAAGCCCCAUUCGUUGCCUCUUACACUGGCUUCGAUGUGGACGCCUGCACAGUCGAGACCGGUGCAGAUUGGGAAAUUCACCAAUGCUAUACCAAAUUAUUCAACAGCUGGUACGGUGAUGCUGCACACAAGAACCUCACUUCCCAGCAGGUCGACGAUCUGAGGUGGAUUAAGUCCAACUACAUCAUCUAUGACUACUGCUCUGACACCAAGAGGUUCAACACAACUCCUCCGGAAUGUGCUGUGAACUGGCCUUAGCUCCUUUCUAGACAUAUGUGCGCGUUCUCUUACAUCUGUCAGUCAUUCCAUCCGCUCAUCCCACCACCUGUAGGUCCUAACGUUCGUCUAUUCCUAGUCAGUAGAGUUCUCUUGCUCAUGACCCUUUUUAGAGUUAGGGUCAUGAUCAAUAUAGUGCAUGCAUUCAUUAUAACUCAAGUUAAAGCAUUUACAUUUAACAAGAAUUGGAGCAAGCACUCCCGACUAUUACCACUUGCAGCUGAAGUAGGUUAGAAUUAGAAUUAGAAUUUUAAUCAUCAGAUCGAAGUUCAAAUGUUCAAACGCUGUAUUUGUAUGCUGGCAUGAGUUCUGAUGUUGUUCACUUGUGUGCACACGCGAAUUCAUGGAGCUCAAUCAAUUUCAACAUCAAUAAAUGGAAACUAAGCCCUUAUUGAGGAGCCUUAGGUGUUAGACUUGUUAAUCCUUCCCCACAUCAUGUUGUCACAUGUCAAUCCGACGAGCGAGCCCCCACUCUGCACCUUCUUUUGAGGUCCAUUACAGUCGUUUGAGUAGAAUGUACCACGUUGAUCUCAAACAUAUGUGC